Molecule: messenger RNA, 2641 nt
Organism: Cadophora gregata
Lineage: Eukaryota; Fungi; Ascomycota; Leotiomycetes; Helotiales; Ploettnerulaceae
Exons: 4
Coding region: 360-2186 (608 amino acids)
Biological process (GO): protein phosphorylation
Molecular function (GO): protein kinase activity; ATP binding
Source: RefSeq, a predicted model, not a curated record
GCAAGGCCAUGCAACAUUAUUCUGUAACUUCUGAGAAACUUUGGACAUCUUUACAUACGACCGUAAUUGAAGCUAUUCGCACAUCAACAAUUCUCCCCGUUCUAUCAAUUGCCGCAGAACAUACUGGGAACAUUUAGCCAUCACAUGGCACCACGGGGCGGCCCCUGCACCAUUUGUUGACAUUGAGCUGUUUCUUUGCCAACGGCGCCCGCAGUGUGGAAAUACAGCAAUAGCAAACAGCACCCAACUCAACACCAGACUCACCCCUAUUAUCGUCCCUCGCGCCCGCUGCUCCUUCUUGUCAGAAUUGCUCGCCGCAUACCAAGAACCAAACGCUCUUGCUUUGCAAAUCCGGCAAUAUGUCUGCAGAAGGGACCGCCAACCAAUACUCAGUGCUAGAGGAGCUUGGAAGUGGCAGCUUUGGGACCGUAUACAAGGCAAUUGAUCGCUCAACUGGAGAAGUGGUCGCAAUCAAACAUAUUGAUCUCGAAUCCAGCGAGGAUGAUAUCCUAGAAAUUCAACAGGAGAUUUCCGUGCUCAGCACUUGCGCCAGCCCUUUCGUAACCCAGUACAAAGCAAGUUUCCUCCGAGGGCACAAGCUAUGGAUAGUUAUGGAGUAUCUAGGAGGUGGAUCUUGUCUUGAUUUACUUAAACCUGGAUCCUUCAACGAAGCCCAUAUCGCAAUCAUAUGUCGCGAGCUCCUGCUCGGUCUCGAGUACCUGCACCAGGAAGGGAAGAUACACAGAGAUAUCAAAGCUGCAAAUGUAUUGCUCUCCACGACUGGGAAAGUCAAGCUGGCCGACUUUGGCGUUGCAGCGCAACUUACCAACAUAAAAUCACAACGAAAUACCUUUGUCGGAACCCCCUUCUGGAUGGCACCGGAAGUUAUACAGCAGGCUGGUUAUGAUUUCAAGGCCGACAUAUGGUCCCUGGGCAUCACGGCGAUGGAGCUGGUCAACGGCGAACCUCCGAAUGCCUCAAUCCACCCUAUGAAGGUCCUCUUUCACAUUCCAAAGGCACCAGCACCACUAUUGGAGGGUCCAAAUUACAGCAAAGAAUUCAAGGACUUUGUUGCGCAAUGUCUUGUCAAAGAUUGCGACAGGCGACCAUCGGCCAAGGAGCUGUUGAAGCACAAAUUCAUAAAGAGUGCUGGGAAGGUGGAGGCGUUACAGGAAUUAGUGGAGAGAAAGCAGGAAUGGGAUGGAGGUCGCACUCGUCCUUCACAUCCUAGGUUCUAUGAAGAAACUUUAAACACCAUGACCCCCAGGAACGAGCCAGAUGAGUGGGUCUUCGACACGGUCAAAGCAGCAACUAUAGCUCCACGCAAGAACACUACCAAGAGACGAAAGCUAUCGGUCAUACAUGCAAAUGGUCAAGGCGUGCAAAAUGGAGCAGAGGAAGCAAUGAAGCGACUGGAACUUAAGGACUCACCACUUGAGUACUCUUCACCACCCCCUGUCACAAUGAAGAAAGGUACGGUUCGCAAACAACCGUCCAUUGUUCAAUUGAUGUCACCCACCAAACCCCGUCAAGCGAGUAGUCAAAAGCGACCCUUACAACCGGACAUGAAUUUUGGGAAUACAGGGUCGACUGUGCGACUUUUCCGUCGGGUCUCGGACAACUCCACACUUGCCCAAGUAAACUCCGAUGUUUCUGCUCCGGCAACUACCCGAGAUGAGAACAGGCCACCUAUGACCGAGACAGUUACCAAAGAGGCAGUGCUAGGGCGAAGAAUCUUCAACAAGAUCGUGGAUCCAUCUUUCCAGGAGCUUCAUGCGCAGACCGGCAAUCAAGCCAAGAGGGAAGCAUUGUCACGAUUAGCCGAUGCCUGGAGCGCACUGGACGCUGUUGACCCUGAAGGGGAAUAUCAGUUGUUGAAGGCUAUGAUUGAGAGAGUUCAGAAUGAUCCCAAACUUUCAUCACUGCUGUUGCCUUCCAAAGCCUCAAGCAGAGAUGGGACACCCCAAGGAACACCACAGAAGUCUCCCACCAAGCUUGUGCUGGCCCAGAACAACCCACACCUAAAGUCGCACCGUCGAAGACAGACCAGUAUGCAACCUGAUCCGGAACGACUAAACAACUUACCAGGCCAAGUCGUUCCAGGCAUGGAGCACACCAAGCAACUUGCAGAUGUUCUCUACAGUCGUUGGACGGAUGGGAUACGAAACCGAUGGCCAGCUAUAUAAAUGCCAUUGAGCUCUUCCGGCAUUUUCAGGCGCACAUGAUUCACCUGGGACGCAUCAUCAUUGCGGGAGUCCUACAGAAAGGUUCUGCCUUUUUACAUCAAUUUGCAUAAGACGGUGUACAAAAAACAUGCAUAGAGCAUAGCGAGCAUCAUCGAUCCGGUCCAGUUUGGUUGAGAGAGAGGCGAGAGCUCAGCGUGAGGUUGCAGCAGAUUUGGGAUUAACUGUACCGAUCUGAGUUGGUUUGGUUCGGAGGAUUGAUGAUUGAUGAAUGAUAAUGUUUUUCUUUUUUGAUAUUUUGUUUGGUUUUCUUUGGGGCUUGGCUUGGCUUUUUCAUUGCUUCUACUCUGGGUUGGAUGGAGGGGAUAGCGGGGGGGAGCGAAGCGGGAGUUGCGACAUUUGUAAAGUACUUGUAUAAGGUCAUAAAGUAGAUAGGGUGAAAUUAAACAUCGCAAACA